GCUGAUGUUCUAAUCUCUCAUUUCAUUUCUCCUUUCUCUGUUUCAGGUCCUGUAAUCACUAGAAAUGUCAGCUGAAAUAGAUGCCCUCCGGCAAGAAGCUGAGAAGCUCAAGAACGAUAUUAGGGUCCUCGAGUUCGUGCGGAGAAAAGCGCUGCGAGAGUUUGAAACGAAAACAAUUUCGGGGAACCCUGGGGCACCCGAAGAAUCUGCGAGAUGGGCGCAUCAUAUUUUGAAUGAUGAGCGAAAAUCUGCUAGGCUAGAGGAUGCUUCCGUUUAUUAUUUAUCCGGACUCUCUCGAGUAGCUUGCGAUGCGCGGAAGAAUGUAUGUGACACGACGCUGGCACAGGCGACAGCCAGCAUGGAACAAAUCGGCCGGAUUCAGAUGCGAACCCGACGCACUUUACGAGGCCACCUCGCCAAAAUCUACGCCAUGCAUUGGGGCUCGGACUCGAGGAAUUUGGUCAGUGCCAGUCAAGAUGGGAAGCUCAUCGUGUGGGACUCGUACACGACGAACAAGGUGCAUGCCAUUCCGCUGCGGUCUUCUUGGGUCAUGACCUGUGCCUAUGCUCCGUCGGGCAAUUUCGUUGCUUGCGGCGGGCUCGACAAUAUCUGCUCCAUAUACAGCCUGAGAACCCGUGAAGGAAGCGUGCGCGUGAGCAGAGAACUUCCCGGUCACACGGGCUACCUGAGCUGUUGCAGAUUCCUCGACGAUAACCAGAUUGUGACGUCGUCCGGAGACAUGACUUGUGCGUUGUGGGACAUAGAGACUGGUCAGCAGACGACGUCCUUCACGGGACACACUGGCGACGUGAUGUCCCUGUCAGUGUCUCCCGACAUGAAGGCCUUCGUUUCGGGAGCGUGCGAUGCCUCUGCUAAGCUGUGGGACAUCCGGGAUGGUAUGUGUCGACAGACGUUCCCAGGACAUGAAUCGGACAUCAACGCAGUCACAUUCUUCCCGAAUGGGAAUGCAUUUGCGACUGGGUCGGACGAUGCGACUUGUCGGCUGUUCGACAUCCGCGCGGACCAGGAACUCGCGAUGUACUCGCACGACAACAUCAUCUGCGGCAUCACUUCCGUCGCGUUCUCCAAGUCGGGCCGUCUGCUGCUCGCCGGCUACGACGACUUCAAUUGCAACGUCUGGGAUUCCAUGAAGGCCGAACGAGCGGGCGUGUUGGCUGGACACGACAACCGAGUGAGCUGUCUUGGCGUGACCGAGGACGGCAUGGCGGUGUGCACAGGAUCCUGGGACUCCUUCCUCAAGAUAUGGAACUAAGGACAGCUGGCGUGAAUAGCUAUUGCGACGAAGAACUUUUUUUCUAUCCUGCACCUUCCUCUCCGCUCCACGCCACGAGCUUCGACGAGUCCCGUUCAUCAUCAUCAUCAUGGUCUUCUUCUCCCGCCUCUGCUGUUGCCUGGGUCCUCGUUCGACUGGCUGUGCGCAGCAGACAACGGAGAAGCUUUGUCUGAGAAGAAAAAAAUGAGGAGUCUGUGCACGCGGAAUGUCGGUUUUAGGGAAGGCGCGUGUCAUUCAAGCUUUGACGGUCUGUUUUAAGCUUUUUUUUAAUUUUGGGUUUCUUGGUUUCCGAUAUUUGCACGCGACGGAGAUUCCAACGCUGUUCAUAUUUUCAAGAAAUCUGGAGAAGUGGGGGGAGCGAGAUGGUCUUGUGUGGAUGCGUUUUAGGGAUGUUCGGGAGGGAAAGGGGGCAUGGACUUCGUCACUCUUCUUGGGACACGAAUCGUUUUCGCGGUAGUUUCUUGUGAGGAAUUUGGCUAGUUUUGUUUCGACAGUCGAGCGAGGGAAGCAGGCAAGAAAUUUGGCUUUGUUCGUCAAACGUUUGAGUGUCCCAUGAAGAGCGAGAACAUAGACAAGAAAAAAAAAAACGAGAUAAAAUAAAAGGGAAGAGGGCGGAUGUCGGCAGUUUUUCGCCACUCUGGUGUUUUCUUGGGUGGAUGUGAAGGAAGUGGGGGAGGAUUCACUGCCGUUGGUGGGAUUCAAGUGUCAUGUUCGGCUUCCGCUUGUUCCUCGGCUUGUUUCGAGAAUAUUUUGAGGAGCUUUUUGAUCUGCCUGCCUGCCUGCAUCUGAUUUUUUCUUUUUGUUCUGGUGUUUCUUGCCUUUUUGUGGGGAUUUUCUCGCGUCCGACGCCUUUUCCCGUCUCGCCUUCUGAUUUCGUGUCCCCCCGACCGGUUUCUUCUGGGACCAUGAUUUUUCGCGUGUGAUUGGCUCUCUCUCUUGUCUCUCCGCAAAACAUUAUUUGCAUCACCUCUGGGCGGGAGGGUUGAACGGACUGCAUAGGGGCUUUUUUUGUUUUGUAGCACGCGUUUUUUUCUCGCUGGUUGCCUAUCUCCAAAACAGGCCGGUUCCCUCAUUCCACUUCUCAGGACGGUUCUGUGCUUGAACAUUUUUCUAUCAGUCUCUUUUUUUUUUUUUUUUCAAAGGUUACUUGAGACCGUAAAGCAGUGCUCUUUCAAGGGCUUCGAAAGAGGUGUUUGUUUGGAUGCUUGUCGUCUUCUUCGUUUUGCUUCCCGACUUCUCACUUCACCUGCUUGUUGAACCAAAUAGUGCAAGAUCCAACCCGUCUUUCUUCUCGUUCUGAAGAUGCGACGUGAGUAGAGCAAAAAAGCUUGCGAAAAAUAAACAUCGUGUGAGAAGGUGAAGAGAAGACACCGUCCUGGGAAGAGCUGAACGACCGCCUGCAUUCUCCUAGUCACAAAAAAGGGAAGCAUGCGUUUCCAGAUUGCGUUUCAAAGGUUCCGUUGAAGUUUUUUUAUUCGUAUUAGUCUGUCGGGGGAUGUUCACUCACGAGGGCAAUCGGGGAAAGAAGGGGUUUUUUUGCGUGUGGAUUAAAAGGGACGGAGGUCGGAUCCUUGAAAUCUAGUUUUCAAGAUUUUCACAGAGGUGAUGAUGCAGUAGGAAGCGUGUGUGAUUGCGUCUGCGAGGGCAAAAGCUUAAUUUAUUUCGGAGUGGAUGACCUGAGUUGUCAAUCGGUUUGUUCUCGUUUACUUUUUUUUUUUGUGUGUGAGGAUGAGAGUGAUUGGGAUUUUUUUUUUUUUUUUGCUUUCGGCGAUGAUAAGGGGGAAACGUGUGUGUGGGAGAGGGAGAGAGAGAAACCGGCUUGCUUAUGAACGCAGUUCUUUCCUUCUUCUGCGCGACUUUUUUUUUGUAGGCGGCCCCAAAGAACGUUUUUUGAUACCGUGCCCCGGGAUGCCGUUGAGAAAUUGUUACUGCCAUGGAAAUUCCUUUUUGUCGAGUGAGGCGCUACGAAGGGUUCUACUUUCGAGAGGAGAGAAACUCUUCUUUCACGUGGCCCAUGGCGGCGGGAGGACGCCGGUUUUUUGAACAUCAGAAUCCAGGGCUCGCCGGCGCCCUUCACGGCGGCAUCUGCCAAUUUGAAGAGAAAAGAAGAAAGCAAUGUCGCUUCUUUUGGUUUUCCUCCUGCACAAUGUCUGCCUUCUCUCCGUUCGUGCCAUUUGCGUUUUUCACCGACUAUAAUAAACAAGAGAGGGAAAAAAGAAGCAAGAGAGAGAAAGGACACAAAGAGCAUGAGAGAACUAAUCGCGCAAAUGAAACAAAUUUUUUUUUUCAUUUUCCUGAAGAGAGGGGGAAGGCGAGUUGAGCUUUACCGAAAUCCCUCGCGGUUUCGUUUUUUUUGCCACAAAGAAAAAGAAAGAAGAAAACAGAAGAAAAGAAAAAAGUUUUAGGGUUUUUAUUUGAAUUCGUGCGAAUAUUCGGAACGGUUUUCGUGAUUUUUUCGUCUCGUUGGUGUUCCUUCGCAUUGCCGUGAUGACAGUUUUUCCUCCGGUGGAAAUCCUCUGCGAGAUUCCACGUUGAUUCCCGCUGUUUCGGAAAUGUGUGCUCACUUUCGUCUCCCCUUUUUAUCUUCACAAGCUGAUUGAUUGAUUGAUUGAAGAAACGAGACGUGGGGAGGAACAGAUUUUUCUUUUUUCUUUCAAGCAAAUGAACGCAGAAAAAAGUGGGAGGGAGGGGAAAAACGCGCCCGGGGCU
Notodromas monacha is the source of this 4003-nucleotide messenger RNA. Lineage: Eukaryota; Metazoa; Arthropoda; Ostracoda; Podocopida; Cyprididae. The record is from the annotation of a GenBank genome assembly.